AUGAUCCCUGAUGAACAGGUUCUGAGAUCAGCGUCCGGUGGCCUGGCCCUAGAAGGAAUGUACAAAACUGGAAAGCUGGACGACCUGCUGCAGAAAAGGCAUCAACUGCUUGAAGUGCCAGAUUCAUUCAGGCUUCAUGGUCCUGGGCACAGGUAUUUUUAUGAGAAAAAGGAAUUCAAUUCCCGGGAAUCUCAAACAACGUUUCAGAAGGUCAUAGAAAAACUGGGUGUAAGUUUCAGCCUUUCAAGGAAAAGUCUUAAGGUUUUAGGUUUAGAAUUUGAGGUCAAAACUGAAUAUGAACAUUCUGAAGAAAAGAGAAACAAAUCUUCUUCUGAACACACAUACAUUUUAAACACACAAUAUAACUAUGUACCACUGGCCUCCUGCUUCAUUGAGAAAGAUAAACUGAAGUUGUGCCACUUUGCCUUGAAUGAGCUGAAAAAAAUUGAAUCAGUUUUGCUGAAUGUAAAUGAGAAGAACCCUCAGUUGCAAAAGGAGGUUGUUAGUUUCUUUCAGACUUUUGGUUCACAUGUAAAUCAAGGUCCUCUUCACUUUGGGGGGAUAUUCUGGUGGACAGCCUCAGCAGAGGGCUUUAGCAACAGUGAGCUGUCAGAAGUGAAGAGUCUAAUAUCUACUGCUUUGAGUGCAUAUGCUGGAUUUGGGUCCAUUCUUGCAGGUUCGGGUGGGAUGAGCACUUCUCUCUCUUACUGCAAAGCCUCCUUUGAAGGGGAAUAUAGUGCCAGUCUUCUCAGUAAAGUUCAGCUUUCUGUCAGCAAGUCCGGAGGACCAGCCCAAACCGAUAAUCCCCUGGAAUGGAAAACAGGUCUGGUGACUUCCAACAAAAGUUGGUGUGUGAUUGACAGGGGAGAUACCCUGGUUCCAGUUUGGGACAUCAUCCUGUCUUCCCACAGAGACGAAUUUGAGAAUGCGCACAAACUCAGCAAAUUCAUCCAGGAAGCAUAUACAGGGAUCACGAAACAGGAUGCAAAAUCUAUGUGGGGACAGAAUGUGCUAUCAGCAGUGAUGGAAGCUCAGGAAAUGAUCCGGAACAAACAGGGAAUUUCCCCAGAAGACAAAGAAAGACGGCUGAAAUUCUUUACAUCAAAAGCUGGGAACAUUUCAUAUGUUUCUAAACUGAUUGAUGAUGCACAUAAACACAAGGACUGGACAAAACUAGAGCGGGAACUCAACAUGAUUAUCAAUGAGACACGCCAAUCAGAAGAGGAACAUAUACGGCUGAGGAAGAUUCAGGCCGUGGAUGACUGGAAGGUCGAUAAAUGUAAGGGUUUACUCCAGAGACUGGGACUAUGGGAGUCAUACCUCAGGAAGAUAAAAAUGGAAGAUGUCCUCCUCGUAAGUAACAUAUCAAGUGCAAAUCAGAACACACUGGGAAAAAGCUUGUAUCAACAGUAUAUUUACAAGCUCAUGAUGCUGGACUGCAGCGCCAGAUAUUUGUGUUUGAAAGCGACUGAAUCGUCAGGGUCUCAACCACACACUGCUGAAGAUGCAUGUAGCAGUGAUAGUGAUAGUGAUAGUGAUGGUGAUAGUGAUAUUGAUUCAACUGUCCACCCCAUGGAUAUUCAUAUGGCAGUUUUCCAUUGUUCAGAUGAUUUUGUGAGGCAGUACAUUUUUUCCAAACUCUCCACAUGUCAGUUUGCUUUACCUCUCCUGGUACCAAACCCCUUCACGGGUGAAAUAGAGUUCCCUGUGUGGGCACUUCGACAAAUCAAAAAGACCUGGCAGAAUAAACAGCAGCCUAUCUUCAGUGCACAGGUACCUAUUGUGUCCUUUGUGAGGCUGGGGAAAUCCUCAAACUCAAAAUCUCACAUCCUGAGCAACAUCAUCAGCCAACGCAAACACCCAGUGUUUUUCAACAGACAAUGUAAAGGAAGCGUGAGGCACUGUCUCCUUAUGGAUGGGGUUGUGGAAAUCACUUGGUACUGUCCAGGAUCCAAUGAGGGAGACAUUUUUGACAACUGUGUAGCUUUUGUGAAUCUCCAUGGCGAUGCCAGCCAUCACCCCAGACAGCUCCGAUUUCUGCAGGAAGUGAGUGCUUCCACUGUACUACUUCUGUCAGAGAGCCCCCUGGAGGAGGAAGCAAGUAAGACUUUCAAAGAGCUAGAAAGCUCUCCAACGCUAAUUACGCUCCUCUCUGCUAAAAAAAAAAUUGGACGAAGUCAGACCAAUGUUAAAAUUGCAGCAAAGAACAGAAGUGAAGCUGAACUAACUGAAGAAAUCAUCUCCAGUGUCAAACAGUGCCUUUCAACUAAAUUAGAGCGGCCUAGCUUAGCAGCUUGCUUGGAGGUUGCCAGAAAGAACCAGUUCAGAAUUGAUGAGGACAAUGAACAAUGUAAGGAGGGAAAAGAGCUGGCUCAGCAUAUGAUGAGUUUGCUUAAGGGAGAGAAGAGAGAAGGCAGAAAGGAGGAAGAGGAAUUGAUGAACUUAAAAGGGAGGCAUUUGCCUUUGCAAGGUGAACUGUGGGAGAAUUGGUGCAGGAAGGACAAGCAGCAAUACCAUCUGCACAGCACCAGUGAGAGAAGCAACGAGAUGGUAUUGAGUGACAUAAGAUCUGGGAAACAAGCCAUUCGUGUGGAACAACUGAAUAAGGCUUUCCAGCUCAGUGGUUUCAUGAAGUCAUUUCUGCAGUGCUUGCACCAGCCAGAAGAAAAUAAGUCCCUCUAUAUGUUACAGUGGCUUCAUACAUUUCUGGAAGAAUACACCACUGGCACACAUGCCAAACUCCAGGAGAAGUACCACUCAAUAUGGACAGAAAUCCAAGCUAAACCGAAAAGCGAACACAAGGAACUUGUAAAUAAACUUGAAACGGUGUCUGACGAGAUCAUAGGAAUGUCAGUGGGGCUACAGCAUCUUAUGAGAGAACUGGGUCAGCUGUAUGAGGCAGUGCAGUCUGUAGCUGUAAGUGAAGACUUCACCAAUGUACAGUGGGUUGACACUCUUCCCAGAAUUGGAGCAGAGCUGCUGAUGGCAGGAUGCCCUCUGGAGCUCAUGGACGGAGAUGUGGCUCACAUGCCUCUUGACUGGAUCAGGGCUGUUUUUGACACAGUUGUACACAAACUUGGAGACAAAGGGGUAUUUGUCCUCUCUGUCCUGGGUGUUCACAGUUCUGGCAAGUCCACUCUGCUGAACACCAUGUUUGGCCUGCAGUUUCCAGUGAGUGCAGGAAGAUGCACCAGAGGUGCAUUCAUGCAGCUGCUGACCGUUGAUGCAGAGAUGAGGGAACAGCUGCAGUUUGACUUCAUCCUGGUGGUGGACACUGAAGGCCUGCGAUCACCGGAGAUCAGCUCUGAAACCACCCUGGCCCAUGACAACCAGCUGGCCACCUUCAUCAUUGGUGUGGGAAACAUGACUCUCAUCAACAUCAUGGGGGAGAAUCCUUCUGAAAUGCAGGAUAUUCUGCAGAUCUGUGUUCAGGCAUUCAUGAGAAUGACAUCGGUCAAAAUAAAAACAAGCUGCAUAUUUGUGCACCAGAAUGUUGCAGAGACGACAGCUAAUGACAAAAAUAAGGAAGGGAGAAGACGUCUUCAAAAUAGACUUGAUGAAAUGGCUUGCAUUGCAGCAAAAGAGGAGAACUUGGACAUUAAAAGUUUUUGUGAUAUAAUUCAUUUUAAUGUGGACUCACAGGUGUUCUACUUCAAAAAUCUCUUGGAGGGAGACCCCCCCAUGGCGGCUCCUAACCCCUCCUACAGCCAGAACGUUCAGAAGCUGAAGGACAAGCUGCUCUCUAUUGCUGAAUGGCAGCCAGACUGUCGGCUGCCCUCACUGUCUGAGGUCAAAGUACGAAUCCAAGACUUAUGGGAUGCUCUGCUGCGAGAGAACUUUGUUUUCAGUUUCAGGAACACCUUGGAGAUUUCUGCGUACAGUAAGCUAGAAAAGUCUUAUGGGCAAUGGUCAUGGAGCAUGAGAAAGCAUGCUCUAGAGAAACAGCAAACCUGGUGCAACAAAAUAAACAGCAAACAGGUGGAUGAAGUUUACAUGUCAGAUCUUAUAAAGGAAUUUGGUGAGAUCUACAGACAACUGAAAGAUGAGAUUGAAACAUAUUUUACAUGUGAGGAACACCCAGAGAUCCUGGUUAAGUGGAAAGGUGAUGUUGAUAGAAGAUUUGAAACCCUGAAAGACCAGCUCAUUGAAGACACACAGAGGAAGUGCAGGGAUUUGCUCAACAUCAGAAAGUGCGGCUCAGAACUAGAGGGGAUGAAGAUUGGCUACGAGGGAGAAUUGCUCAGGAUGAGUAGGUCUUUAGCCUCAAAACUAAAGGACGAAAAACUGACCAGUGAUCAAAUGAUUCCACACUUUGAUGAACUGUGGACCAAAUGGUCGACAAAAAUAUCCUCUGAGAAAGGUCCGGAAAAUCAAGUCGACAUCCAAGCAGUUGUGGAAGACAUCCUGAACAAUCGAUUUAAAAAGGAAAAAGACAUUGCCCAAAAAAUUCUAAAUCGCAAGGCAAUGGUCUCUUUUCAGUUCCAGGUAGACAAACAUGUUUCGGGUAAAUGGUUAAAUAGGUUUUUGAAAAUGAUAAAUUUUUCAGACACUGCAAAUAUUGAGAAAGAUGGUCAGCGACUUACAGAAGAAAUAACUACUAAUGUACAAAUGUACAUUGACAGGAAGUCAAGAGAAAAUGUGGACUUCAGUGCAAUGUUUGUUCAUGAAAUACUAGAGAGCAUAUCACAGACUUUGGACACAUAUGAAAAAAAAGAGAGCCAAAUAAAGCUCUUAGAGGAGUAUAAAGUUGACAUCUCCAUUUACAUGUGCACAAAGGCAGUCACAACGUUCAACAAAAUGCACACAGAUUUCAAGAGGAAAAAUGAUCUGCUGACCUGCCUCAGUGAGAAAAAGAAGCAAUAUUUCAAGUAUUUUAAAGACUCCUGUGAUGGAGCAACUUCUGUGAAGAUUUUGGCCAAUUUCCUGGGUAACCACCUUGGAUCAGCUAUAAAACAAGCAAUGUACAGCAAAGUCAGCCUUCAGAUUGUGGACAAAAUGAAAAGUAAUUACCCAGCUUUCAGUGGAAACCGAGCUAACCUGGAGGACCACAUACUGAAAGAGCUUGCUGAGAGGGAGAACUUUGACCUGUAUGUGGAGUACCUGGAGCAUCCCAAGGAACACUUUGAAAAGUUCAUCAGACGAAGGGUAGAGGAGUACUGUGGAGACCACAGUUUAACAUCAGAGCUCCUCAAUAGGAACUUGAACAUUUUGGUUGACAAGACUUUGACCGAAAGUUCCAUCGUGACUUCAGAACUGAAAGAGAAAGAUGGCACUAUCUCAAUGUGGCUUGACGAAUUCUGCUCUAAACUUGGGGGUGUUUUCCCCAUCUCAAGAGACAGUUACAGAAACGUUGAAUGCGAAGGCACUGGUGAUCUGUCAUUCCUCCAGGACAUGAUGGCCCAGUCACUUUCAGACAUGCAGGAAAAGGCAAAGGAAGAAAUAAAAACCUCAAGCCUUGACUUUGACAUGUUUGAGAUCUUAUGUUGGAGACCAGAUGACAUUCUAAUUGAGCAGCUCAGUGGGUGCUGGGAGCAGUGUCCCUUCUGUAAAGCCAUCUGUACAAACACCAUGGCUGGCCAUGACACUGACCACAGUGUGAGAUUCCAUCGCUGUGAAGCUGUCGCUGGCUGGAAGUAUCAGCAUACCACUCAGUUUUCAGUUGAAUUUUGCACCACAUCAGUCAGUAGUAAUUUAAGUUUCUCAAACGCUGAAGGUAAAUUUAGACCUCAUAAGGAGUACAGAAAAGCAGGCCCCCCUUAUGACAAAUGGUCAAUCAAGCCAGAUUCUUGUGAAAAAAAGUACUGGAAGUGGUUUGUGUGUGUCUUCAGGAAUAAGCUGCAGGAGAAAUUUGGAUUGAAGUUUGAGGGCAGAGGUAAAAUUCCAGAUGACUGGGAAAAAAUCAGUCAGGACAAAGCUGCUGUGGUGAAAGAACUGGGUGUCUGAAUAUGAAUCCAAGUUCAGACCAGCAAGGAUUCAGCCCAUUGAAGGAUACAGACAGUAACUCCAAAAAUGCCACGUGUACCAGUACCAAUCUAUCCAUCCAUCCAUCCAUCCAUGAUCUGACUCACUUCUUCCUGGACCUCAUCUGAAAUGGCAUACUUUCCUACUAUUGCAUACAUACAAUGUAGGAGAAAAUUCACAGAACAAGGUGUUCUUCCUCUGUUUUAUGACAAAUCAAUCACAAUUCAAAAUCAGACUAAACCGCCAAACCAUUAGAAUUGAGCAAGCUGGUUCCUCCAAAACUCUUAAAGCUUCAGGCCAAGUGCACCAAUAUGUAUGCGGCCUCUAAUCAAUGUAUCACAUGUAUGCUGCCUAUUUACUCAUAUAAUCAAUAUAUAAUCCAAUGAACCUGUAUCAUUAAUUACAGAUAAGCUUAUGGAAAUGCAAGAAACCACAGUGUCAACUGUAGAAAAUGUAAUUCAAUGAACCUAUGUCAUUCAUUACAGAUGAGUUUAUGGAAAUGCAAGAAACCACCAUUAAUCAAAUGUUAAAGUACGAUUAAGUAUGCCUAUAUAUUUUCAAACUGAUUAACUGCUAAUGUGUGCUGGAAGUAUAGUGACCCAUAUGUAACCUGAAUUGAAUAAAAUAAUG
Conger conger (European conger) is the source of this 6591-nucleotide messenger RNA. RefSeq names its product interferon-induced very large GTPase 1-like. Gene Ontology annotation, molecular function: GTP binding. Lineage: Eukaryota; Metazoa; Chordata; Actinopteri; Anguilliformes; Congridae. The coding region runs from base 1 to 5943 and encodes 1980 amino acids. The record is from RefSeq and is a predicted model, not a curated record. The transcript has 3 exons.